AUGGCCGUCCACGUUUUCGGCAAAGCUAUCAAGCACACGCUGCCUGUUCACAUUGGCCUUGCUCAAAACCUUUUCGGCGUCGGGCGCCAAACAGCCCAGAGAAUAUGCGCUAAGGUGGGCAUCUACCCAAGAAUGAGAAUGAACCAGCUCAGUGAAACUCAGAUCAUGUCGAUUAAUAAGGAGCUCUCAGACAUGCAGGUGGAGCACCAGUUGAAGCAGAAGAUUGGUGGUGACAUCAGACUAAAGAUCAAGACAAAGUCGUACGCUGGCCAAAGACAUGCGGAGGGUUUGCCAGUUAGGGGCCAGGGAACGAGGUCUAAUGGCCAGACGGCAAAGAAGUUGAACAAGAGACGUGUAGACUGGUGA
Candidozyma auris is the source of this 366-nucleotide messenger RNA. Its product is annotated as mitochondrial 37S ribosomal protein uS13m. The transcript has a single exon. Gene Ontology annotation, molecular function: RNA binding; structural constituent of ribosome. The coding region runs from base 1 to 366 and encodes 121 amino acids. Lineage: Eukaryota; Fungi; Ascomycota; Pichiomycetes; Serinales; Metschnikowiaceae. Gene Ontology annotation, biological process: translation. The record is from RefSeq and is a predicted model, not a curated record. Gene Ontology annotation, cellular component: mitochondrion; ribosome; small ribosomal subunit.